Drosophila virilis is the source of this 2169-nucleotide messenger RNA. RefSeq names its product membrane bound O-acyltransferase domain containing farjavit (gene frj). Gene Ontology annotation, molecular function: lysophospholipid acyltransferase activity. The record is from RefSeq and is a predicted model, not a curated record. Gene Ontology annotation, cellular component: membrane; mitochondria-associated endoplasmic reticulum membrane contact site. Lineage: Eukaryota; Metazoa; Arthropoda; Insecta; Diptera; Drosophilidae. Gene Ontology annotation, biological process: phosphatidylinositol biosynthetic process; lipid modification.
UGUUCUUAUGGCUUCCAUGUUAUCAAUAACAAAGAACAAUCACAAUUGUAAAUACCAAUUGCCUUCCGUAAAGAUAGCCGCACAUCGCGGUUACAACAAAUCAAUAGAAUGAGUCUUGACGACGUCAUCUACGUAAUAUGCCUGCUGGCCUGCAUUGGCGCCGGAAGUUACGUGAAGAAAAUCCGCGAUGAGUCGCAGCGCAAAUGCAUUUGCUCAAUGCUGGGCAUUAUUGUUGUUGUUGUCGUCUCGGGCUUCCACAGCCUGCACUGUGCCAUCUCCGCCGCACUGGGCACGGCCAGUGUGCUCCUAGUGCAUCCUAGCAAGUGUCACUUGGUCACAUUUGUCGUAAUGUUUGGCUAUCUGGUUUUCUUCCGGCUUGUGUACCUCUUUGGCCUACCGGCGGUGCCCGGCCAUACCAACAUGAUACAAAUGUUGCUCACACUGAAGGUGUCUGGCAUUGCGUUUGAGAAAACCGCAGCCUGGAAGCGUUUAAAGGCACGCGACGAACAGGACAACAACGAGCAGCGAGAUGUCAACAGCGAGCCCAGCAUCGAAAUUACGGACUACGAUAUAGACUUGCAGAAACUGAGUGCCACAGAGAUUGUGCACUAUAGCUUCAAUUACGUUGGCAUACUCACAGGCCCAUAUUAUCGCUAUCGUACAUAUCGUGACUACUUUGAGAUGCCCUUUAAGAAUCAUGCGCCCUGCGCAGAGGCAACUAUCGAGCAGCUCAAAUCGGCUGUCUUCUACUGCAGUCUAUAUCUGCUGGCCAACUACAUUUGGCCACUGGAGUACGCGCUUAGCGAUGAGUUCUACAACGAUCGAUCCGUUCUCUACCGCCUUUUAUAUGUGUGGCCCACAUUCUUCAUUUUCCGCGCACGCAUCUACACCGGUCUGACAUUGAGCGAGUGCGUCUGCACAAUGGCAGGAUUUGGUGCGUAUCCCGAUGAGGCUGAUGUCACCAAUGGAGAGGGGCCGCGCAAGCGUUAUCAGCACAUGAAACGAGAUGCCGAAAAGCGUAGCUACAAUUUUACAACAAUUGUGAAUACACGCGUCCUCGAAGUGGAGCGCUGCUGGACUUUCCGCGAGGGCAUGAAGCACUGGAACGUGUGCGUUCAAUAUUGGCUGGCGGUGAAUGUCUACAAACUGUUUCCCAUUAGGAAAUAUAGAACGGGCGCUACGUUUCUAUGCUCGGCGUAUUGGCAUGGCUUCCGCCCGGGUCACUACUUCUGUAUCAUGGGCGCACCAUUUUACGUGCCCCUGGAAGACAUGUGGCAUAAGCUAGUGCGCAAGGAUGCUGUCGGCCUGCGACGCACCGUAAUCGAUGUCAUAUUCUGGAUAUCCAAGUGGUUCGCCUUUAGUUACCUGGGCACAGCCUUUUUGCUGUCCUCGUUCGACAGCAUUUGGCGCUUCUACAGCUCCGUCUAUCACAUUGGCUAUAUCACCUGGGCGCUUCUGGUUGCCCUGGGUCUGUACCUCACCAAGCUCAAGAAGGCGGCCGAACGCAAAGCAAAACGCACCGCGGACUCCAUUGCUCCUUCUGGAGAACCAAGCACAUCAAAACAAAAAGCGCAGUAAGAACAUAAUACAGGUAUUCAGCACGAACCCAAUUAUUUAAUAGAUAAAUUCAACAACUUUCCGUGUUCCAUUUAUACAUAGAUGUUGUAGAAUGUUAGUCAAAUUCUUACACCAUAAGAUAUAUAACGAACUUUUUAUAUUGUUCAAAUUCUUGACAAAAAGCUAACGUUAAACCGUAACAGGUUCAUGAUUUAAUAUAAAAAAUAUAUUAAAUAUCUUAACUACAAAAUUAUCAAAAAAAAUCUUAGAUCCCAUUUAUGAUAGUACUUUAUUGUGUACCCUUUAAAUGUACACAAAAUGUAUUACAACUCCAUCAAAUAUGUACAAACAUUCUUGAUCUGGAUAAUGAGAUGAGGUGUAUGAACCAAACGUAGCAAUGUAUAGUUAAUGUUUGCUUUUGCUUUGUGUUAGCGAAUUUAAUUUGGAAAAACAAAUGAAGUGGCUAAGAAUAUUAGAAUUUAUCAGUUCUAUACACGCUUGGCUGUAAGGUUAAUUAUUUUCUUGAAUUUAUACAAACAUUCAAUUGAACUUAUUGAAGUAUAAAAUGGUUAUGUAGUUUUCUAAAAUAUAAUCCUAAAAUUAAUUAGCGAA